CAGUGAAGAUGUCUAAUGAGCCGCCCCCUCCGUAUCCUGGGGGCCCCACAGCUCCCCUUCUGGAGGAGAAAAGUGGAGCCCCACCUACCCCAGGCCGCGCCUCCCCAGCUGUGAUGCAGCCCCCUCCAGGCAUGCCUCUGCCCCCAGCAGACGUUGGCCCCCCACCCUAUGAGCCACCCAGUCACCCAGUGCUCCAGCCCGGCUUUGUCCCCCCCCAUGUGAACCCAGAUGGAGCCUACAUGCCUCCAGGUUUCUACCCUCCUCCAGGACCCCACCCUCCUAUGGGCUACUAUCCACCAGGGCCCUACCCCCCCGGGCCUUAUCCUGGCCCGGGGGGCCACACGGCCACAGUCCUGGUCCCUUCAGGGGCUGCCACCACGGUGACAGUGCUGCAGGGAGAGAUCUUUGAGGGCGCACCUGUGCAGACAGUGUGUCCCCACUGCCAGCAGGCCAUCACCACCAAGAUCUCCUACGAGAUCGGCCUGAUGAACUUCGUGCUGGGCUUCUUCUGCUGCUUCAUGGGAUGCGACCUGGGGUGCUGCUUGAUCCCCUGCCUCAUCAACGACUUCAAAGACGUGACUCACACAUGCCCCAACUGCAAGGCCUACAUCUACACGUACAAACGCUUGUGCUGACGGAUCUGGACUUGACCCCGCUUGUCAGUCUGGUCCUUGUGCUUUGCUCCCCACACUCAGAGGCCCGCUCCUCCUCCCACGGGGCUGGAAGCCACCUCACCGGUCCCAGGAAGUCCCCUGUUCUUCGCCUUGCCCU
Orycteropus afer afer is the source of this 771-nucleotide messenger RNA. RefSeq names its product cell death inducing p53 target 1 (gene CDIP1). The record is from RefSeq and is a predicted model, not a curated record. Gene Ontology annotation, biological process: intrinsic apoptotic signaling pathway in response to DNA damage by p53 class mediator; tumor necrosis factor-mediated signaling pathway. NCBI's taxonomy places the organism in Eukaryota, Metazoa, Chordata, Mammalia, Tubulidentata, Orycteropodidae. Gene Ontology annotation, molecular function: zinc ion binding.